AUGGAAAUGUCAACAAUCCUGAGUUUCAGACAGUUUAUCAACGAGAGGUUACACACUGCUGCUGAAGACAUAUGUGGAUGUUUUGAAGCGACUGUCGCAAAGUACGAGGAUGAGAUCGGUCGUCAGCGCAGACUGCUGGAUGUAACUUUGAAACCUGUAGUAGAGCUGCAGAGAAUAGAGCUCCCACAGCGACAUGUCUGUAUCAAGGAAGAGUUUCCUGCUGACCUGCUGGAGAGGAACCCCAGUCCAGACCAAGAGGAGCCAGAACCUCCACAGAUUAAGGAGCAGCAGGAGGAGCACUGCAUCGAGCUCCCAGAGCAAUAUUUUCUGAUUGAGGAUGAGUUUCCACCUGACCAGCAGCUCUGGAACCUUGAGAGGAACCCCAGUCCGGAACAGGAGGAGCCAGAACCUCCACAGAUUAAGGAGCAGCAGGAGGAGCACUGCAUCGAGCUCCCAGAGCAAUAUUUUCUGAUUGAGGAUGAGUUUCCACCUGACCAGCAGCUCUGGAACCUUGGGAGGAACCCCAGUCUGGAACAAGAGGAGCCAGAACCUCCACAGAUCAAAGAUGAGGAGGAGCACUGCAUCGGUCUGGGAGUAGAGCCGCUUGUACUGAAGCAGGAGGAUCAAGAUAACCUUUUGUUGAAUCCUACUUUCAUGGAAAGUGACCACAGUGAACCAGAACCAAGUGACCACCAGCUCCUCUCCCACAGCUCAGCUCAGAGCCAAGAUCUCAACGGACGCAAGCAUGGAAACUCAAAAUCAGUGAGUAAUGCAGAGCAGGCAUCAGAAAAGGGACAUCAUGUGAUCAUGAGAGCAAAAGAAAGCACAAGUCCCAGUAACCUUGCAUGUAGCACUACCAUGUCAAAGAUUGUGCCAAAUAUCUGCAAGAGUAUAAAGGUUUUCCAGUGUGACACUUGUGGAAAAGUCUUUAAGUGGAAGUCACGAUUAAAUACACAUCUGAAGGUGCACACAGGAGAGGAAAAGCAUUCUUGUGAAAUGUGUGGAAAAAGUUUCACAACUAGCACAAAUUUGAAGAUGCACAAGAGAACGCACACGGGCGAGAAACCUUUUCCUUGCAAAACUUGUGGGAGAAGUUUUAUUCGGAGAAAUAACCUGCAGACACACGAGAGAACACACACGGGCGAGAGACCUUUCUCUUGCAAAACUUGUGGGAGAGGUUUUAACCUGAGAACUACCCUGCAGGUCCACGAGAGAACACACACGGGCGAGAGACCUUUCUCUUGCAAAACUUGUGGGAGAAGGUUUAGCCAGAGAAAACACCUGAAGGACCACGAGAGAAUACACACAGGGGACACACCUUUCUCUUGCAAAACUUGUGGGAGAAGUUUUAGCCAGAGAACUACCCUGCAGAGACACGAGAGAACACACACGGGCGAGAGACCUUUCUCUUGCAAAACUUGUGGGACAAGUUUUAGCCAGAGAAAUACCCUGAAGAGACACGAGAGAACGCACACGGGCGAGAAGCCUUUUUCUUGCAACACAUGUGGGAGAAGUUUUAUUCAGAGGAUUAACCUGCAGGUCCACGAGAGAACACACACGGGCGAGAGACCUUUCUCUUGCAAAACUUGUGGGAGAAGUUUUAGCAUGAGAAUUACCCUGGAGAGACACGAGAGAACACACACAGGCGAGAAACCUUUUCCUUGCAAGACUUGUGGGAGAAGUUUUAGCCAGAGAAAUACCCUGAAGGACCACGAGAGAACACACACGGGCGAGAGACCUUUCUCUUGUAAAACUUGUGGGAGAAGUUUUAGCAAGAGAAAUAAUCUGAGGGACCACGAGAGAACGCACACGGGCCAGAAACCUUUGUAACUGUCUGCUAAACCUGCCAGUUUAUCCAUACUGUUUUAUUCUGUUAUUUUGGUUGGGCUUAUUUUGUUCUUUAUGUUCAACUAUGUAUUGGGUUAUUUCAGUUAGCAAUUUGUUGUCUUUCUACACGUAGAGACUCUCCUCACAUGAAUACCUGUAGCUUUAAGGAGCGGACCAUUUUAAUAAAUGCACCCGUCCCCUCGCUUCUGGACCAAUGCAAAUAUAACACCUGCCGUACAGCCAUGGCACAAGAAUAGUAGCAGCAAGAAGGACAGGAAGCCAGCAGAGGCAAUUCACAACCUUCAGGGUUCCCACGGUCAUGGAAAACCUGGAAAAGUGUGUUUUCCCAGACUGGAAAAGUCGUGGAAAAAAAUAAUCUCCCAAAAGUUUUGGAAAAGUCAUGGAAAUUUGUUAUAUCCAUAUUUUCAUGUCGUUCAUUUUAGGGAUGGGCAUAAUUAAUAGACGAUCGAUUAAUUGAUCAUUAAGAAAUUCGUAAAUUACAUUUUUUCAUCGAUGAAAACUAUUGCAUGUUCGCUAUGUGACAGGAGGUCAAAAUAUCCGAGUUGCACUGAACGCAGCACAGUGAAGAUGUUAAGGCUCCAUUAUGGUACUCCGAAUCCGUCACGGACGGAUCGGACCAUAGAUAUAUAUAAAGACUAAAUAUCUCGCUCGACGGAGCCGGACGUCACCACAUGGCGGCCAUCUUGUUGCGGGAGGCUCUC
Molecule: messenger RNA, 2549 nt
Organism: Limanda limanda (common dab)
Lineage: Eukaryota; Metazoa; Chordata; Actinopteri; Pleuronectiformes; Pleuronectidae
Product: gastrula zinc finger protein XlCGF26.1-like
Exons: 4
Coding region: 1-1830 (609 amino acids)
Biological process (GO): regulation of transcription by RNA polymerase II; central nervous system development
Cellular component (GO): nucleus
Molecular function (GO): DNA-binding transcription factor activity, RNA polymerase II-specific; RNA polymerase II cis-regulatory region sequence-specific DNA binding
Source: RefSeq, a predicted model, not a curated record